AUGCGAGCCUUAAUAUUUGCCGUGGAAGAGAUUAAUGCUGAUACCGAGCUCCUUCCCAACGUCACGUUGGGCUUCCAUGUCUUGGACUCGUGCGAUACGUUACGGCGAGCAGCACAAGGGACUCUGUCAAUGUUGUCAGGGGGAAAGGAAGCCAUCCCUAAUUAUCAUUGUCACGGUGGGACACCCUUUGCUGGUCUUGUUGGUGACUCCGGGUCAACACGAUCCACCCUUUUAGCCCAAAUCUUAGGGCUGUACCGAUACCCACAAAUCAGUUAUUUUGCAACCAGCCCUAGUCUCACAAACCGGAACCUGUUCCCUUCCUUUUUUCGUACCAUACCUAGCGAUGAGUUUCAGAUGAAAGGCUUGGCCCAGCUUAUCGACCAUUUUGGUUGGUCUUGGCUGGGCCUCUUGGCCAAUGAUUAUGCUUAUGGUCAGUUUGGACUUCAAACUGUAAGACAAGAGAUAAUCAAUUCUGGAGCUUGUGUGGCCUUUGCUGAGAAUUUAUUGACCAGUCAACCUGAUAGGAAUGCUCCCCAUAUUAUCAAUGUCCUUAAGAAGUCAACUGCAAAGGUGGUGGUUGUGAUGGCAUCUGAUUCAGAAUUUGUGGUUGUGUUGGAAGAGCUGUUAAGACAAAAUGUAAGUGGCCAUAUCUGGGUAGCCAGUGAGGCUUGGGCCACUUCUGAUUUACUCUCAGAGGAAAGGUUCAAAGGGAUUUUGCUGGGCACCAUUGGUUUUGCCAUCUUCCAUGGGAAAAUGCCCAGGUUUGGUAAGUACUUUAACAGCCUGAACCCAUCAAAAGAUGUUUCUGAUCCAUUCAUCACAGAGUUUUGGGAGCAAACGUUUGCUUGUACGUGGCCCAGUGAAAAAAAUCAAGUUAUUGUGAUGGACAAUGCCACCAUAAGUCCAUGUACGGGAAAUGAAAUGCUGUAUGUCCAACCAUCUGAAGAAGACCAGAGAUUAUCUCUCAAUGUCUAUACUGCUGUCUAUGCCAUUGCUUGGGCUCUGCACAAUUUGCUUUACUGUAAGCCGGGAACUGGGCCAUUCUAUCUCGGGGGUUGUGCCAACAUCUCUUCAUUUCAGCCUUGGCAACUUCUUCACUAUAUUAAAAAUGUGAACUUCAAGACCAGAGAUGGACGUCAAAUUUUCUUUGAUUCAGCGGGGAACCCUCCAGCCGUAUAUGAUAUAGUGAACUGGCAAAUUCCAAAUUCUCAGUGCAGCCCAAGUUGCCCUUCAGGAUAUAGGAAAGUGAUUGUUCGCGGAAAACCCCUUUGUUGCUAUGAGUGUGCCCGGUGUCCCCAGGGGCAGAUUUCUAAUCAAACAGAUGCUGCGGAAUGUCAUCCAUGUUCCUGGGACACGUGGCCCAAUCUACAGCAGGACAGAUGCCUACCAAGGCCUACAGAGUUCCUUUCCUAUGGAGAUCCUUUGGGUUACAGCUUAGCAGCCAUUUCCAUCUUUUCCACACUCGCCCCACUUGUCGUUCUCAGAAUUUUUAUUUGUAAUAAUAAAACCCCAAUAGUCCGAGCCAACAACUACUCCCUUAGCUGCCUUCUCCUGCUUUCCCUGUUCCUCUGUUUCCUUUGCUCUUUAGGGUUCAUUGGUUACCCACAACCUGAAAAGUGCCUUCUGCGCCAGGUGGCAUUUGGGAUGGUUUUUGCCCUCUGCAUCUCCUGUGUUCUGGCCAAAACCAUCACUGUUGUCAUUGCCUUUAAUGCAACCCAACCCGGCAGCAGGUUAAUGAAGUGGACAGGGGUGAAGGUCUCCUACUGUGUCAUUGGGUUUUGUAUCUUUGUUCAGUUGUGCGUGUGUGGGAUAUGGCUCAUCUUCUCUCCUCCCUUUUCUGAAUUUGAUACUGAAACCAAACCUGGAAUAAUCAUAGUUAAUUGCAAUGAAGGGUCACCCACAGAUUUCUGGUGCAUGCUGGGAUACCUUGGCCUCUUGGCCACUAUCAGUUUAAUUGUUGCCUUCCUGGCCAGACGCCUCCCUGACAGUUUCAAUGAAGCCAAAUUGAUCACAUUCAGUAUGUUGGCUUUCCUCAGUGUGUGGGUGUCCUUUAUCCCAGCCUAUCUCAGUGCCCGGGGCAUGUAUACUGUGGCAAUGGAGGUCUUUGCCAUCCUGUCUUCCAGUUGGGCUGUGGUGGGCUGUAUCUUUGUGCCAAAAUGCUACAUUGUAUUGUUCAGACCCAACAUGAACUCCAGAGAACAUCUCCUUGGUAAAAGUAGAACCUAA
Molecule: messenger RNA, 2226 nt
Organism: Xenopus tropicalis (tropical clawed frog)
Lineage: Eukaryota; Metazoa; Chordata; Amphibia; Anura; Pipidae
Product: extracellular calcium-sensing receptor
Exons: 5
Coding region: 1-2226 (741 amino acids)
Biological process (GO): G protein-coupled receptor signaling pathway
Cellular component (GO): plasma membrane; membrane; cell periphery
Molecular function (GO): G protein-coupled receptor activity
Source: RefSeq, a predicted model, not a curated record